Molecule: messenger RNA, 818 nt
Organism: Passer domesticus (house sparrow)
Lineage: Eukaryota; Metazoa; Chordata; Aves; Passeriformes; Passeridae
Product: glutamine-rich protein 2-like
Exons: 4
Coding region: 37-591 (184 amino acids)
Source: RefSeq, a predicted model, not a curated record
UGUUGACACUGAGAGGUCUUGGCCACUGUUUGAGUAAUGUGGGUCUGCCCCUGUGGAGCAGCCAGACCCCCUUUGUUCAGCAACAAAUGUUUUUCCUCCUUGGAGCAGAACACACAGCAGAUGCAGCCCGAGGAUGCAACAGCUGUACAGAUGCAAAGGGACUAUGAGAAGCUCAGCUUCAUAUCUGGGACCCUCCAGAAGGACUCUGAACAAAAGCAGAAAGAAAUCAAAAUGCUGUUCCAGUCUCUGGAGAAGCUGCAGAAGGAGAAGGCAGAUCAGCAGGACAUGCUGGCAGCAAUGGACAUGAAGGCGGACAAAGCUGCCUUGGGCAGCAAAGUCAAUUGCAGCCAGUUUGAUGUCACUAUGGAGCGUCUGGAUGAGAGGAUGGAGGAGUUGCAGAGCCAGAUUUCAGGCCAGGAGCAGCACUGGAAUAAUACGCAGCAGCAGUUCAGUGAUGCAAUGGAGGAGAAGCUGGAUCGCCUGGAGCUGAAGACUUUCCGUAACCAGAUGGAGGAGACCUGGAAGAGAAGUAUUGAGGAGCUCAGGAAUGAGAUGAAGCAGGGUGACAGUGGUGCUGGGAUUAAGAAGUGAGUGUGAUGGAGACACUGAUGGCUUUUUGGGGAGAGCGAUGGUCCCAUUCCCUCCAGCUCUCCCACACACUGCCCCUCUGGUCCCCUGCCACGGCACCAAUUCCACUGCUAAAUGAACCUCAGGGAAGCUGAUGAAGCAGCUGCACCUUCUCCUUCCACCAGCAGCGGGUUGCACACAGGCAAGGAAGAACAAGGAGAGGGCACCUGCAGGACAGAGCCUUCCCAAAG